Cryptomeria japonica (Japanese cedar) is the source of this 594-nucleotide messenger RNA. RefSeq lists its product as uncharacterized. Gene Ontology annotation, molecular function: RNA-DNA hybrid ribonuclease activity; nucleic acid binding. NCBI's taxonomy places the organism in Eukaryota, Viridiplantae, Streptophyta, Pinopsida, Cupressales, Cupressaceae. The coding region runs from base 1 to 594 and encodes 197 amino acids. The record is from RefSeq and is a predicted model, not a curated record. The transcript has a single exon.
AUGGCUUUCUCUCCUUCCCUUAACAGGGAAUUCACUGAUUGGGAUGGCAGGAUUAGACUCCGAUGGAAGGGGAUCAAAGUUCCUCCCUUUAUAGGUAAAAACGAGGUUGAGGAAAGAGCAAAUGCUGUCUGGCUCCUGCCUAGACUCGACUGGUUUAAACUUAACUUUGAUGGUGCUUCGAGAGGUAAUCUAGGACCCUCUGGAAUUGGAUGCGUUAUCAGGGAUCAUGAAGGUUUGUUCAUUGGUAAGGUUGCCCUCCCAAUCCCCCCGGACACAAAUAAUAUUGCUGAGUUCAAAGCCAUCAUGAUUGGUCUCACUGAGUGUUCUAGGAGAAGUGUCAAGAAUAUUGAAAUUGAAAGGGAUUCUUCCCUGGUGAUCAAUGCUGUCAGAGUUCGGAAAACUCCUAAUUGGCGCCUUCAAGCUAUAUUGGACAAGGUUCUUCAACUUUUAUCUGGUUUUCAAAAUUUUUCUUGCAGUCACAUAUACAGAGAAGCAAACUCAGAGUUAGAUUUGCUUUCAAAGUCUGCGGCAGAAGGAGACUCUUUAAGUUGGUGGGCGCAUGGUUUCGACAUUGAGCAGAGGGAGCAAGCUUAA